CGGAAGAGGCUGGGGCGUUGCUCUAGUGACCCGGAGCUGUCACCUGAGAUGACCCUAUCUCCGUAGCACUCCAGCAGGUGGACCGAAGAGUUUAAAGGCAGCUAAAAACAAACAAACAAACAAACAGAAAUCCUGGAAAUCCUCUCGGCCGCAGCGAUGCGGAACCUUUUCUUGCCAGAAGGCAAAAAAAGAAGUCGGAAGUGACGUCGCGGCCAAAACAAGCCGGGGCUUGAGGCUUCCGAGUCAACUUCGUUUCUCCUCUCCAGGGUUGUGCAGAGAUACACGUUGUUUCCACUUUCCUCCCGUGCACAGUAUUACCUGCUCUGCCUACUCAGAGGAUUGUUACAAGGAUCAGUGUUUUUAAAACUAAUCAGUGUUGGGCCGGGGAUUUAGCUCAGCGGUUCAGUGACCUGCCUCGCAAGAGCAAGGACCCUAGUUCGAUCCCCGAUUUUUAAAUAUCCAAAUUCUAAGAAUACACUGGAUAUCAUUCGUAUAAUUCCAAGAGGAAAUCAUGAAGAAGUGUUUUAAUUAUUGAAAACUAUAGUUGAAAUCAUGGCUACAACAUCGAACCUGGACAUUGGAGCCCAGCUGAUAGUGGAAGAGUGUCCCAGCAAUUAUGGUCUCUCUGGCAUGCCAGACAUUAAAAUAGAACAUCCACUGGAUCCAAAUUCAGAGGAAGGAUCAGUUCAGGGUGUUGCCAUGGGAAUGAAAUUCAUACUGCCCAACCGCUUUGAUAUGAAUGUGUGUUCCCGAUUUGUGAAAUCCUUAAAUGAAGAGGAUAGUAAAAAUAUUCAAGAUCAAGUCAAUUCUGACCUGGAGGUGGCAUCUGUCCUAUUUAAAGCUGAAUGCAAUAUCCAUACAUCUCCUUCUCCUGGAAUUCAAGUAAGACACGUCUACACACCCUCUACCACAAAGCAUUUCUCACCCAUUAAACAGUCAACUACUUUAACCAACAAACACAGAGGAAAUGAGGUCUCUACCACACCUCUGUUAGCAAAUUCUUUGUCUAUCCACCAGUUGGCAGCUCAGGGAGAGAUGCUCUACCUGGCUACUCGCAUUGAACAAGAAAAUGUUAUCAAUCACACGGAUGAAGAAGGAUUUACUCCUCUGAUGUGGGCUGCAGCACACGGGCAAAUAGCUGUGGUAGAGUUUCUACUUCAGAAUGGCGCUGAUCCCCAACUUUUAGGAAAAGGUCGAGAAAGUGCACUGUCAUUGGCCUGUAGUAAAGGCUACACAGAUAUUGUCAAAAUGCUGCUUGAUUGUGGAGUUGACGUAAAUGAAUAUGACUGGAAUGGAGGGACACCUUUACUUUAUGCUGUACAUGGGAAUCAUGUGAAAUGUGUAAAAAUGCUUUUAGAAAAUGGAGCUGAUCCAACAAUUGAAACAGAUUCUGGGUAUAAUUCUAUGGACUUAGCUGUAGCCCUGGGCUAUAGAAGUGUUCAACAGGUUAUCGAGUCACAUUUGUUGAAGCUGCUUCAAAAUAUCAAGGAGUGACACAGUCCUCAGAAAAUGUCAUCUGUCCUCUGUUCACUUUCUAGUCUUUAAAAAUGAUAGUUUUGUUUAUUUUUAAAUUUUUACCUCAGUUGCAAUAUUUUCUGAUAUUUUAUAAGUUUUAAUAUUCUAAGUAAUUCACUGGUUUAUAAGAAAAAUGAUGCUUUUUAUAAAUGUGUUUUACUGUAUAUUUUAAAUUAUAAAUUAAUGUUUUGUGGCAUGUAAAUUUUUAUGGUACAGAUGGUUAUCUGUCUUUGUAUCAAGUGCUGUAAUUUGACACUUUCAGAUAAUUUUCACCUAUUCAUCUUUUCUCUUGUAUUAACUCAUUGACUUUACAUAGAGUUUGCUAUAAAUCCAUAGAGAAAACAUGUUAUUGU
Fukomys damarensis (Damara mole-rat) is the source of this 1868-nucleotide messenger RNA. It is a transcript of the gene Ankra2, whose product is annotated as ankyrin repeat family A member 2. Gene Ontology annotation, cellular component: nucleus. Lineage: Eukaryota; Metazoa; Chordata; Mammalia; Rodentia; Bathyergidae. The transcript is spliced from 11 exons. Bases 553 to 1494 code for a protein of 313 amino acids. Gene Ontology annotation, biological process: regulation of gene expression. Gene Ontology annotation, molecular function: protein binding. The record is from RefSeq and is a predicted model, not a curated record.